AUGACUAGUUCGGCAAAAGAUGCUCUCGAACGUCUUCUAUCAAUGACAGCAUUUUUCGAAUCUGAUGAUGAUCGUUUAACAAUUAAUAUUUCCGGUACUCAUUAUGAAAUCAAUGUUUCUGAUCUAAUAAAUUUUCCUGAUACAAUUCUUGGUGAUCCAUUAAAACGUAUACGUUAUCUUGUACCAGGUAAAAGUGAUUAUUUCUUUCCACGUCAUGCAAGUUCAUUUGAAUCUAUUCUAUAUUAUUAUAUAAAUGAUGGUGUUCUCAUUAAACCUGAAACUAUUCCAGCAAUGAUAUUCUAUGAAGAAAUACGAUUUUUUCAAUUAAAUGAUAAAUUAAUUCAAACAUUUUAUAAUGAUUAUCUAUCAAUAAAUGAAGAGGAGAAGAACACUGAAUCAAAUUCUUGGUGGAAAAAAUCAUUACAUCAUUCAUCUACUUUAAUUAAUACUUUUUCUGCUGUAUUUAAUGCUCUCGCAAUUUAUUCUUUAUGUUUAGAAACAAUGAGUAUCUAUCGAAAUGCUUAUAACACCAUGUGGAUGAUAACACAUCCAUCAAAACCUCUUAAUCAAACAGAAGGUUUUAAAUGUUCAGAUAUUAGUUUACGUCCUUAUCAAUUUAUACCCUAUUUCAUGUCAGAAAAUACAACAUUAGAAAUUAUUUGUAUAACAUGGUUUUAUUUCGAAUUAUUUAUUCGUACAUUAACUACACCUUCAUUUAUUCAUCUGAUAAAUGAUCCAAAUUUUGCAUUAGAUAUUUUAUCAAUAUUACCAACAAUAUUAAGUCAAAUUAUUUAUCGAUUUUAUAUUUUCGAAGAAAAAGAAACUCGAUUAUUUGAUUAUUUAACAUGCUUAAAAUUAUUUCGUCUAUUUCGUUUAACUCGUCAUGCAAAAUGUUUAGAAAUAUUUAUAAAAAUUUUAUAUAUUAAUUUUAAAGGUAUUCUUAUGUUAACAAUAUUAAUUAUAUUUGGAAUAUUUUAUUUUGGUUUAACACAAUUUGUUCUUGAACAAAUGUCACAAGAAAAUGAAAUUAAAAAUAUUGGUGAAGCACUAUGGCAUGGAUUUACAGUUAUUGUAACUAUUGGUUAUUCUGAUAUUGCUGAAUAUCAAUUUUUAUCUUAUAUAUUUGCUAUUGUCGGAGUUUGGUAUGGUUCGAUUUCCAUGGCUAUUAUUUUACCGAGUGUUACUCAAUCAUUUAAUAUUUUUCAUAAUUUAAAAAAUCGUCGACAUGUAAUUAAAUAUAAAACGAAAUAA
This is a messenger RNA of Adineta steineri, 1251 nucleotides long. The record is from the annotation of a GenBank genome assembly. NCBI's taxonomy places the organism in Eukaryota, Metazoa, Rotifera, Eurotatoria, Adinetida, Adinetidae.